AUGGCGAAUGCUGAAGAUGCUGCAGCCGCAGCGGCGGCGGCGGCGGCGGCGGUAGCAGCAGCCGGGUCUACAACCGACACCGACAUGGGCAGCUGCGCGCCCCCCUCACCGUCCUCCAUAGGGUCCCUCGCCCCCUUCUGCGACAACCCCGCCUACACGUCUGCCGACGCCAUGCGGGAGGCGAUCCGCGGGAUGGAGUCCGAUCUCGUGGACCUGGUCUUCAGCGGCAGCUCGCGCGCCCCGCCCCGCGAGCUGGAGGACUGGCUCAAGGUGCCGCUGGAGUACGCCACGGCCAGCGGCAACCUGGCCGUCGUGAAGCGCUUGCUGUCCGCGGGCGUGGGGACCGACCCGCCGUCCAACGGCAUGCGACUCAGGCUCCUCCUGCAUACCGCCGCGGGCAGCGGGAACGCGGGCGUCAUCGAGGAGGUCCUCAAGUCCGGGGCAAGCGUGGACGAGGUGGACAAGGACCGGAACGACCGAACGGCGCUCCACGUUGCCGCCAUGUCCGGCUGCGACGCCGCUGUAAGGGCCAUCGCGAGCGACCCCAGGGCGGUGGUCAACGUGGCGGACACGCGCGGGUGGACGCCCCUUCACAUCGCGGCGAACGCCGGGUAUCGCGGGGUGGUGGUGUUCCUCCUGCUCAAGGGGGCCAAGUCGUGGCUAAAGAUCGCCUCGACGGGGGACUCGCCGCUCCACCUGGCGGCGGCAAGCAACCACGCCGGAGUGAUCGAGGACCUGCUGACCCUCGGCAGGGCUCCCGUGGGGAUGUGUAACGGCGCUGGACAGACAGCGCUGCACGUUGCGGCUCGCUUGCAUCGUCUCGGGGCCUGCAUCGCCCUCUUGCGGGGCGGCGCCACGGUAGGCCGCGUCUGCUCCAAGGGCCUGAGCUGCCUCGACACCGCUGCGUGGAACGGCCACUCCGGCCAGCUCCUGCAGAUCCUGACGGCGGGCGAGUCUCCGGCCGACCGCAAGCGGCGUUGCAGCCUGGCCCUCUACUACGCCGCCAAGGCCAACAAGACCGACACCAUCCGCGACCUCGUAGACCUCGGUGCAGACGUGAACACGACGAGGUCGGCCGGGAACACAAACCUCCACUGCACGGCUACCCGGGGGGCGUACGCGGCCACGCAAGCUCUGCUACAGACGGGCGCGAACCUCGAGAUCAGGAAUAACGAAGGGGCUACGGCUCUGCACCGCGCGUGCAGCUUCUCUCAGUCGGACACGGUGCAGCUGCUAUUGCGUUGGGGCGCCGACGAAACCGCCACCAACUACGACAACCUGACCGCGCACGACCUGGUGGGGCAUUCGGUGGAGGAGGAGCUGUUGUCCAACGAGGCCCUCGUGAGCAAGGAGCUCGUCGACACCGCUAUCCGCUCGAUGCUCGUCAACGCCCCGGCCGACCGCGUCUGGCGCCGUAGGGGCUGGCUGGUGCUCUGUCGCGCCCGGUGGCUGGCCAGGGUAGCCGAGAAGAGGAAGCCGCUCCUGGCGCCAGUUGCUUCGGCAUGCAGCGGCGGCGGCAGCAGCCGUGGUGCCGGCGCUGGCACUGGUGGUGCUGCUGCUGGAGGUGCUGCUGGUGCUGCUGCUGCUGUGUCCUCAGGAAAGGGUCCUGCUAACAAGAGGCGCAGAGCAAAGGCGGGAGGAGGGGGGGCGAGAGGGGGCGGAAGCGCGGCAUCGAAGGCGGGCGCCCCUUCUUCGAGCGGAAAGGGCAAGGGGCAGGCUCCUCAAUCCCAGGGGGGAGGCAAGAGAGCCAGCGGCGCCCGCACGGAAGGGUCGGUGGCUGCGGGGUUGUCUCCGUCAUCUCGGAAGAACUUCUCGAAGGAUAAGCUGUGCUGCUUGUUCGGUAGGCGUGAGAAUGGCGUUGCUGGGGCGGGAGCGGCGCCUACGGUGGGGCCGGGCGUGGUGCAGCCGCCCCAGUUGAGGCUAGGACGAGAGAGCCUGUUGCGCGAGGGCGGCCCUGCUGCGGCUGGGAAGGUGGAGGUGCCGGGGGCGGAGGAGAGGCCAGGGUUUGUGGUGGCGGUGGAGCGUCUCCUGCUGCUACGAGAGGAGGGGGUUUUUCGCGACAUCGUGAGCUUCUUGUAGCGGGCUGGCCGGGUUGCCUUCCGGGCACAUUCGUUCGCGAGGAGGAGGGGAGAGGGGAUGGUACGCGAGAUUGCGGUCUGCUACAUCAUCGGCCAUUCCGGAAGGCAUAGCAGCUGCGUCGCUGUCGAGAUUCGGUAUACCGUACAAUUAGUGGAAACGGUUUUUACCGUGUCGUUUUCUUGCACGCGUACUGCACACUAGGUAGAAAGAAGGGAGCCGUCAAAGGCCGAACGGUGUCGAGUUUGCUUGUGCCGAGGGCAACCUUGUCAAACCCCAGCGAGCUCGCAUGUUCUCGUAUCAACGUGGGUGUGGCGGUUACACUUGGCUGUUGUGUAGCAGAGAAAUAACCGUACCGUGUGUAUUUGAUACAGCGAUGCAGCAUGCGGUGUUCACGGUCGUUGUUGCUGUUGUUGCUGUU
This is a messenger RNA of Ectocarpus sp. CCAP 1310/34, 2497 nucleotides long. The record is from the annotation of a GenBank genome assembly. Lineage: Eukaryota; Phaeophyceae; Ectocarpales; Ectocarpaceae.